CCCUCCCCACCACCUUCCUUGUUCCACCGCUUCUGCCGAGGAAAGGUCUGCGAUGCAGCUGCUGUUCUCCCCACCCCUUCCUCCGCCCCCUUGUAAAAAGUGAGAAGCAGCAUUUUGCACUCAGCAUUUCCGUGGACAUUUCGGGGCAGCAAACUGGAGCUGUUUUUGCCCAGCUUUGGAAGUGUCGUGGGUAGUAUGAAGCUUAUACAGACCAGACGCUGAGCCCAAAUGGGAAUAUCUUUACUGCCAAAAAAACUGCUGGAAGCUGCAGUCUGAAGUUUAAUUGGGAGGAGAGGAGGAAAGAAGACGGGUCAGGGCGACAGCAACCUAACAGAAAAACAUCAGGAGUCUGGAGGCACCAUGAAGCCUCACGUGACACAAGCUGUAAAUUUCAUGCUUUCCGGAUGGUUUUGAUAGCUUCCUUAUUCUUGAUCCUUCUGGCAUGGUUGGUUUGGACCAGGAUGGCAGAAGAUCCCUCCGCAGACUCUCACGGACCUCAGCUUGAUGAUCCCACCCCCUGUGAAGGGGCUGCUUCUGGAUCCCAGGGGCUGCUUUCCAACGGAUCCCCUUCCCUGCUUUCAGAGACGGCAGGAAUGCAGUCCUCGUCAGCGGAGGCCAGCCAGGACCCCUCUCCCCCGCCCGCUCCGAGCGACUUGAGGUGCCCGAAUGGCCCUAAACAGCCAGAGCACCCCGCUUGCCAGAACAAACCCCCGUUUCCCCGUUCUUCCUCGGAUGGGCUGCAGCCCCAGGCCGCGGCCCCCAACGAGGCAGCCAGGGCUUUGAGCCGGGCCGCUGGCCCUCUGUCCAGCCAGCGGCUCUGGCAGAUGAGGUCCCAUUCAUGGGAAGAGCCGGAAGCCAGCCCGGCCCAAGCCAAACGCCAGGGUAUGGCCAAGUUUGUGCUGGGCUCUUUCGAAGACUCUUCGGACGACGAGUUUAUGGCCGGGUCCCUCCGGCUGGCCGGCCGGAGAAGGAGCAGCUUGGCCAGCCUCGGUUCCUCCUCCUCUUCGGUGGAUUCGUCAUCGCUCGCCUCCCUGUCGGAGACCAAGGUCACCAUGAAGCCCAGCAUGUCGGGGCUCCACCUGGUCAAAAAAGGCCGUGAGCAGAGAAAACUGGAUCUCCACAGGGACUUCACGGUGGCCUCGCCGGCCGAAUUCGUGACUCGUUUCGGAGGGAACCGUGUUAUUGAAAAGGUGUUAAUUGCCAACAACGGCAUCGCAGCGGUGAAGUGCAUGCGCUCCAUCCGCAGGUGGGCCUACGAAAUGUUCCGCAAUGAGCGAGCCAUCAGGUUCGUGGUGAUGGUGACUCCGGAAGACCUGAAAGCCAACGCAGAAUACAUCAAGAUGGCCGACCAGUAUGUUCCUGUCCCCGGAGGAACCAAUAAUAACAAUUAUGCCAACGUAGAGUUAAUUGUGGAUAUUUCAAAACGGAUUCCGGUGCAGGCUGUAUGGGCUGGCUGGGGACACGCGUCUGAGAACCCUAAACUUCCAGAACUUCUGGACAAAAACGGGAUAGCGUUCCUUGGCCCGCCCAGUGAGGCCAUGUGGGCCUUGGGGGACAAAGUGGCUUCCACCAUCGUGGCUCAGACCGUCCAUAUCCCGACGUUGCCGUGGAGUGGAAGUGGCCUGGUGGCUGAGUGGACUCAAGAGGAGAGUGAGCAGUGCAGAACCAUUACGGUCCCUCUGGAGACUUACUGGCGAGGUUGCGUGAAGGAUGUGGAGGAAGGUCUGGAGGUUUCACAAAGUAUUGGCUACCCAGUGAUGAUCAAGGCCUCAGAAGGCGGUGGCGGCAAGGGGAUCCGGAUCGCCGAAGGGGCGGAAGAGUUCCCGGCUCGCUUCAGACAAGUUCAAAGCGAGGCUCCCGGAUCCCCGGUCUUUGUGAUGAAGUUCUUACACCACGCGCGCCACCUGGAAGUCCAGGUCUUGGCUGAUCAGUACGGGAACGCGGUUUCGUUGUUCAGCCGGGACUGCUCCAUCCAGCGGAGGCACCAGAAGAUCAUCGAAGAGGCCCCUGCCACGGUGGCCCCGCUGGCUGUCUUUGAGUACAUGGAGCAGUGUGCUGUACGACUGGCCAAAAUGGUGGGCUACGUCAGCGCAGGAACGGUGGAGUACCUCUACAGCGAAGACGGGAGCUUCCAUUUCCUGGAGCUGAAUCCCCGGCUGCAGGUGGAGCACCCCUGCACGGAAAUGAUUGCCGACGUCAACCUCCCUGCUGCCCAGCUGCAGAUUGCUAUGGGGGUCCCGCUGCACAGGAUCAAGGACAUCCGCGCCCUCUACGGAGAGCCCCCCUGGGGAGACACCCCCAUCUCUUUUGAGAACCCCAGCAAAGUGCCGGUGCCCAGGGGCCACGUGAUGGCUGCGCGGAUCACCAGCGAAAACCCUGACGAGGGUUUCAAGCCCAGUUCUGGCACAGUGCAAGAGCUGAAUUUCCGUAGCAACAAGAACGUUUGGGGUUACUUCAGCGUCGCGGCCACCGGCGGCUUGCACGAGUUUGCCGAUUCCCAGUUUGGCCACUGUUUCUCCUGGGGGGAGAACCGAGAAGAGGCGAUCUCAAACUUGGUGGUCGCUCUGAAGGAGCUCUCCAUCCGCGGAGACUUCCGGACGACGGUCGAAUACCUGGUCAAACUGCUGGAGACUGAGAGCUUCCAGACCAAUGAAAUUGACACCAGCUGGCUGGAUCACUUGAUCGCUGAAAAAGUGCAGGCAGAGAAGCCGGACACCAUGCUUGGCGUGGUCUGCGGUGCCCUCAACGUGGCGGAUGCCUUGUUCAGGACAUGCAUGGAUGACUUUCUCCACGCACUGGAAAGGGGGCAGGUGCUGCCUGCAGCCUCCCUUCGGAACAUUGUGGACGUGGAGCUUAUUUACGAAGGUGUGAAAUAUGCUCUUAAGGUUGCCCGUCAGUCCUUGACCACCUACGUGAUCAUCAUGAACAACAGCCACAUCGAGAUCGAUGUCCACAGGCUGAACGACGGCGGGCUUCUGCUCUCCUACGAUGGCAACAGUCACACCACGUAUAUGAAGGAAGAAACCGAUCGAUACCGCAUCACCAUCGGCAACAAGACCUGCGACUUUGAGAAAGAGAACGACCCCACUUUGCUUCGCUCGCCUUCCGCCGGGAAGCUGCUGCAGUACACGGUGGACGACGGGGGACACGUCUGCGUGGGCCACAGCUACGCAGAGAUCGAGGUCAUGAAGAUGGUGGUGGCCUUGGUGGUGGAGGAAUCGGGCAUCGUCCGUUACGUGAAAAGGCCCGGCACAUUGCUGGAGAAAGGUUGCGUCAUCGCUCGCCUGGAACUGGACAAUCCUGCCAAAAUCCACCUGGCCCAGCUGCACACGGGAGGGCUCCCGUCUCAACCGCCCCUGCCUAUCCUGGGGGAAAAAUUGCACCAGGUCUUCCAUAAUGUGCUGGAGAACCUUGUGAACGUCAUGAACGGCUACUGCUUGCCUGAGCCGUAUUUCAGCAGCAAGCUCAAAGAGUGGGUGUGCAAGUUGAUGAAGACCCUCCGGGACCCUUCGCUCCCUCUCCUGGAGCUGCAGGAGAUCAUGACGAGCAUUUCCGGCCGGAUCCCACCGUCGGUGGAGAAGUCGAUCCGGAAAGUGAUGGCCCAAUAUGCCAGCAACAUCACUUCGGUGCUCUGCCAGUUCCCCAGCCAGCAGAUCGCCAGCAUUCUGGACAGCCACGCAGCCACUUUGCAGCGGAAAUCUGACCGGGAAGUCUUCUUUAUGAACACCCAGAGCAUCGUGCACCUGGUGCAGAGGUAUCGCAGCGGCAUCCGUGGUCACAUGAAAUCCGUGGUGUUGGACCUACUGAGACGAUAUUUACAGGUGGAAACCAAAUUCCAACAAGCUCAUUAUGACAAAUGUGUGGUCAAUCUGCGGGAGCAGCACAUGCCUGACAUGACCCCGGUCCUUGAGAGCAUUUUCUCCCACGCCCAGGUGGCUAAGAAGAACCUGCUGGUGACCAUGCUGAUUGAUCAGCUUUGCGGCCGAGACCCCACCCUCACAGACGAGCUGAUGGCCAUCCUGAACGAACUCACCCAGCUGAGCAAGACGGAGCACUCCAGAGUGGCUUUGCGGGCCAGGCAGGUGCUGAUCGCCUCCCACCUCCCUUCCUACGAACUGAGGCACAACCAAGUGGAAUCUAUCUUCCUCUCGGCCAUCGACAUGUACGGACACCAGUUCUGCCCUGAAAACCUAAAGAAACUCAUCCUUUCCGAAACUACCAUCUUUGACGUUCUCCCUACUUUCUUCUACCACUCCAACCAGGUGGUGCGCAUGGCGGCCCUGGAGGUGUACGUAAGGAGGGCUUACAUCGCCUACGAACUGAACAGCCUGCAGCACCGCCAGCUGGCAGAUGGCACCUGUGUGGUCGAGUUUCAGUUCAUGCUGCCUUCGUCUCAUCCGAACAGGGGGAGCAGCCCUGCCCUGAGCAGGAUGUCUGUGCCGGUCAGCAUCUCCAACCCCGACUUGGCCCGCCACAGCACCGAGCUCUUUAUGGACAGCGGGUUUUCCCCUCUCUGCCAGCGGAUGGGGGCCAUGGUGGCCUUCGACCGAUUUGAAGACUUCACCAGAAACUUUGACGAGGUGAUUUCUUGCUUUGCCGAACCCCCUCUGGAGAGCCCCUUGUUUAGCGAGGUGAGGGCCACGCUCUAUGAUGAAGAAGACAACAAGAAUGUCCGGGAUGAACCCAUCCACAUCCUGAACAUCGCCGUGCGGUGGGCAGAUUUCCCGGAGGAUGAGCAGCUGGUGCCUGUCUUCAGAGCGUUUGCUCAGUCUAAGAAGAACAUUCUGGUUGAUUGUGGCCUCCGAAGAAUCACAUUUCUGAUCACCCAACAGAGGGAGUUUCCCAAGUUUUUCACCUUCCGAGCCCGUGACGAGUUUGCAGAAGAUCGUAUCUAUCGGCACUUGGAGCCGGCUUUGGCGUUCCAGCUGGAGCUGAGCCGGAUGCGCAACUUUGACCUGGUGGCCGUGCCGUGCGCCAACCACAAGAUGCAUCUUUACCUUGGCGCUGCCAAGGUGGAGGAAGGUGCCGAAGUCACCGACUACCGUUUUUUCAUCCGUGCCAUCGUCAGACACUCGGACCUCAUCACCAAGGAGGCCUCUUUUGAAUACCUGCAGAACGAGGGCGAGCGCCUGCUUCUGGAGGCCAUGGAUGAACUGGAGGUGGCCUUCAGUAACACCAGCGUCCGCACCGAUUGCAACCACAUCUUCCUCAACUUUGUCCCCACGGUGGUUAUGGACCCUUCCAAGAUUGAGGAAUCCGUGCGCUCCAUGGUGAUGCGGUACGGGAGCCGCCUCUGGAAACUCCGGGUCCUGCAAGCGGAGGUGAAGAUCAAUAUCCGCUUGACUCCGACGGCUCAAGCCAUCCCCAUCCGCCUCUUUCUCACCGAUGAGUCGGGAUACUACCUGGAUAUCAGCCUUUACAAGGAAGUCAACGACCCCAGCACUGGGAGCAUCAUGUUCCAUUCCUACGGAGACAAGCAAGGCCCUCUCCACGGGAUGCUCAUCAACACGCCCUACGUCACGAAGGACCUGCUCCAAGCCAAGCGCUUCCAGGCCCAGUCGCUCGGCACCACCUACGUCUACGACUUCCUGGAGAUGUUCCGCCAGGCUGUCUUCAAACUAUGGGGUCCCACAGAAGGAUGCCCCAUGGAUGUCCUGACUUACACGGAAUUAGUGCUGGAUUCCCAGGGUCGCCUGGUGCAGAUGAACAGGCUGCCCGGAGGAAACGAGAUUGGAAUGGUGGCUUUCAAGAUGAAGCUGAAAACACCCGAGUACCCAAAGGGCCGUGAGAUUGUGGUCAUAAGCAACGACAUCACGUACAAGAUCGGGUCGUUCGGGCCCGAGGAGGACCUCCUCUUCUUGCGCGCCUCUGAGCUGGCCCGUGCCGAGGGCAUCCCCAGGAUCUAUAUUGCUGCCAACAGCGGUGCCCGCAUCGGGUUUGCUGAGGAGAUCAAGCACAAGUUCCAAGUGGCCUGGGUGGAUCCUGCAGAUCCCUAUAAGGGAUUCCUGUACCUGUACCUAACUCCCCAGGAUUACACGCGGAUCAGCUCCAUGAACUCUGUGCACUGCGAACACGUCGAGGAAGGGGGCGAGUCCAGGUACAUCAUCACCGAUAUUAUUGGCAAAGAUGAGGGUUUCGGUGUGGAGAACCUCCGGGCCUCGGGCACCAUCGCUGGGGAGUCGUCUCUCGCUUACGAGGAAAUCGUCACCAUUAGCAUGGUGACCUGCCGUGCCAUCGGGAUUGGGGCCUACCUGGUGAGGCUCGGCCAGCGCGUCAUCCAGGUGGAGAACUCGCACAUCAUCCUGACUGGAGCUGGGGCUUUGAAUAAGGUCUUGGGCCGUGAGGUGUACACCUCGAACAACCAGCUGGGCGGGGUGGAGAUCAUGCACAACAACGGCGUCUCCCACGUGACGGCCCCAGACGAUUUUGAAGGCGUCUACACCAUCUUGCAGUGGCUGUCUUACAUGCCGAAGGACAACCGCAGCCCAUUGCCUAUUAUUGCCACGAGUGACCCCAUUGAGAGAGAGAUUGAGUUUUUUCCCUCCAAAGCCCUGUAUGACCCACGAUGGAUGCUGGCAGGGAGGCCUCACCCCACCGUGAAGGGAUCUUGGCAAAGCGGCUUCUUCGACCACGGCUCUUUUUUGGAGAUCAUGCAGCCGUGGGCACAGACGGUGGUGGUUGGCCGAGCCAGGCUGGGAGGAAUCCCCGUCGGCGUGAUAGCUGUGGAAACCCGGACGGUGGAAUUGGCGGUGCCUGCCGACCCAGCAAAUCCGGAAUCAGAAGCAAAGAUAAUCCAGCAAGCCGGCCAGGUCUGGUUUCCCGAUUCAGCUUUUAAAACAGCCCAGGCGAUCAGAGAUUUUGACCGGGAGCACCUCCCACUCUUGAUUUUUGCCAACUGGAGGGGCUUCUCGGGUGGAAUGAAAGACAUGUACGAUCAGGUGCUGAAGUUUGGGGCGUACAUUGUCGACAGCCUCCGGCAAUUCAAGCAGCCAGCUCUCGUCUACAUUCCCCCGCAUGCCGAACUCCGAGGAGGGUCAUGGGUGGUGAUUGACCCCACCAUCAACCCUCUGUACUUGGAGCUGUAUGCAGAUGAAGAGAGUCGGGGGGGCAUCUUAGAAGCCGAAGGCACCGUGGAGAUCAAAUUCAGGAGGAAAGACCUGAUCAAGACCAUGAGAAGGGUGGACUCCACCUAUGCCAGGAUAGCUCAGCAGCUGGGCUCCCCAGAGCUCUCGGGAGCAGAGCGCAAGGAUCUGGAGAAGCAGCUCAAAGCGCGAGAGGAUUACCUCCUGCCGAUCUUCCGCCAGGUGGCGGUGCAGUUUGCCGACCUCCAUGACACCCCAGGGAGGAUGCACGAGAAAGGCGUCAUUUCAGACAUCCUUCAGUGGAAGAACGCCCGGGCCUUCUUUUACUGGCGGCUGCGGCGCCUCCUGCUGGAGGAGGAGGUGAAGGUGGAGAUCCUCCAGGCCAACAGCGAGCUGAGCAACAGCCACAUCCAGUCCAUGCUGCGGCGCUGGUUCCUGGAGACGGAAGGCGCCGUCAAGGGUUACCUCUGGGAUAAUAACCAGGUCGUGGUGGAAUGGCUCGAGAAGCAGCUGCGAGGGGAGGACGGAGGGAAGUCCGCCGUCCGGGAGAACAUCAAGUACCUGAAGCGGGAUUACGCCCUCAAACACAUCCGGACCUUGGUUGAAGCCAACCCAGAAGUUGCGAUGGACUGCAUCAUUCACAUGACCCAACACCUCACGGAGGCCCAGAGAGCCCAGGUGGCCCACCUCCUCGCCACGAUGGACCAUCCCGCCUCCUCUUGACGAAGCCACGGCGGGAAAGCCCACCAACCCACGGAGGAGGGAGGAAGAGGCACCAAGAGGAGCACGUUGGGGCAGGGGGAGGGCAGCCGGCUCCAUCCUUGCCUGUCCAACUGGGGGAGGUUGGCGCCCAGGCGGUGCCACGGAAUGUUCCCAAGGGGCGAUUCUGGACCACAGGGGUGCAAAACACCAGGGAACCAGCUCCUUUUUAGGACAGACUUCUGUCCCAUGCGUGAGCAGAGGAACCCACAGCUGCCCGGAGAGCAAUGCUCCACCCCCUGCUGAGCCACCGAGGGUGUCCACGACCAGCCUCUCUCUUUGUGCAGCAGGGCAAGACUCAGUGUGUCCGAGACAAGUUGUGGUUUUGUUCUGAUGUUGUUGCUAAAAGGACCGUCUUGAUUUUCAGGCCGUCUCUACCUUCAACAAGAAAUGUUUUUCUGCUUUUAGAAAGACUUGACAGAGAGGCUUGGGAGAACCCGUGGUCAGUUAACGGCGGCUAACAGGGCCUGACUGGAUUUUGGCAGUCCGUCACUCACGCCGUUCGGCAGACGCCAAGCUGUACUGCGGGAAAAUGUUGCUUGCCACUGCCACACACACACACACACACACACACACCAGCUUGGUUGGAAAGCAUCCUCCUUUACAUGUCUUGAAAUCAAAUGAGUCUUCUGUGCCUUCCAUGGUAACCCCUGAUUCAACCGUGCCUUAAGCGUCUCCGUAGUUUACCCCUGUGCCACAUGGUCACUGGAAUGAGUGACGUUGCAUUAUUUCAAAUCCUAUUUUUUGUUUUUUUACAUUAGGAGAUGGACUGUAUCUCAGGCUUCGUAACUUCAACACUGCAGCAUAGCUAGUCCCUCUCAUUCUAAUAGAAGGCCACAAAGGCAAUGCACGACAAAGGAGGUGAAGACGGAAGAACAUUCUUGCUGUUACCCGCCUGUGUUGUGCGGUUUUGCAUUUCCUGACAACGGACACUAAUCUUCAGUGUCCCAACCAGAUUAUCCCUCGUUAAGAGGUACCGUUAGGUUGGGCGAUGUGUUGAGUUAAUGGUUCAGUGAGAUAGCUGCCCCCCCCCCGCGAAAAGAAAAGAGGUUUAUCAUGGCCUGCUUUCAAGGAGAAGGGAGCCAGGCACAAAAAACAGCACUCUUUCUCCUAGGAAGCGGGUCACUAGAAGUGUGCAGAUUUGUGUUGAUUCGGCAACACUUCCCAGAAGUGCCACCCAGAACCACAGAAUCUGCACACCUCUCCUGUUAACAGCUUGCACGUGGUCAGAGUGAGGAGAAACCGUCUUUCACGAGCAAGUACCACGAUUCUAAAUAAACCAGCUGUGUUUGUUAACAAGGACCCCUGUCUUGUUUUCUUAGCAGCUCUUGCAGGUCAGGAGACCCACGAGGGAAAGAAACCUUUUAAAUCUUCUGGGCAGUGGUAUUUAAUCCUUCUGAUAAAGCUGCUGCUGCUGCUGCUUCAUGGCUUCCUCAGUUAAACAGUUCUCAGACCCCUCCUCAGCAUCACCACAAGACAGGAAAGGCUGUUUAGGUGCUGUUUUCUUCCCCACUUGGCUUGUCUUUGCUUGCCUUCAUCCAUCUUCACGAUGCUCCUUUCCCACCAAAAUCCAAAUUUGUGGAGGGUAAGUGUUACCUCGGAGGAUCAGAGCGGACUCUGUGUCAGUUCCACUAAACAACACUUUUUUAAAAAAAUAAAAUAAAUCACAGUCAUUAUUCAAGUUUUAGAGCCGACACGACACAGCGGUGAGUUUUGUCUUGGGCUGCAAGGGUGUUUUAUUUGUUGGUGAUGCUUAUUUAUUUUAACAGACAAAGACAUUUCUGGGACAUUCCUGUGAAACAGGUUUCUGAUACAGGCAAUUCGGGUCUUGUCCCUAAAAUGUUUCAGCCCCAAAUACUGCCAUUUUAAAUCAAGGUAGAAAAAAUGACAUUCCUGGUUGAACAACCCCUUCCAAAAAAAAAGGGGGAUUCUGUCUGCAACCUAGUGCAGAUUUUUCUUGGAGUAAGCUCUGGAUUUUGGAAUGGUGUAAACGAUCACCCAUCAAUUUAGAUUCAUCUCAAAUUGAGCUUAGUGGUUGUAGGGAUGGCUAACCUUCCUGAACUGUGAUUCUUGCUCAUAACGGCAGAACCGCAGUGUCUGAAACAAGAGAUGCCCAAAAAGAGCCAAAAGGGGGAAGGGGCCCAAUCCACUUGGGAAACGCUCUGCAUGAAGCUGUUAUCCUGAAGCAUCCACCACAAUAU
Messenger RNA from Pogona vitticeps (central bearded dragon), 10042 nucleotides. The record is from RefSeq and is a predicted model, not a curated record. NCBI's taxonomy places the organism in Eukaryota, Metazoa, Chordata, Lepidosauria, Squamata, Agamidae.